Molecule: messenger RNA, 1874 nt
Organism: Histoplasma capsulatum G186AR
Lineage: Eukaryota; Fungi; Ascomycota; Eurotiomycetes; Onygenales; Ajellomycetaceae
Product: hydroxymethylglutaryl-CoA synthase
Exons: 4
Coding region: 246-1673 (475 amino acids)
Biological process (GO): acetyl-CoA metabolic process; ergosterol biosynthetic process
Molecular function (GO): hydroxymethylglutaryl-CoA synthase activity
Source: RefSeq, a predicted model, not a curated record
CGCGUCCAAGCACCCACACACCCCCUGACUCCCAGACCAGAGCUCCGUUUUUUCAUACCCGCUUCUAACUCAGCCCUUGUCUUUCCAUAUGAGAGACAGAUUGCGCAAAUUAGUUACGAGUGCUUGCACAACCCUAACAAUAUAAGAAAAUACCCCCCUCCGCGUUUCCCCCGCUCCACCAAGCAUCCUUCAUCUCUCCUCAAAAUUUUAUUCUUUUUUUGUGACUCUACUCUUCACGUGCAAACAUGCCAUCCCGCCCUCAGAAUAUCGGCAUCAAGGCCAUUGAGAUUUAUUUCCCAUCUCAGUGCGUCGACCAAGCCGAACUCGAAAAGUUCGAUGGAGUAAGUCAGGGUAAAUACACCAUCGGCCUUGGCCAGACGAAGAUGAGCUUCUGCGAUGAUAGGGAAGACAUCUACUCUAUGUGCCUUACCACCCUCUCUUCCCUCCUCCGCAAGUAUUCCAUUGACCCCAAGUCAAUUGGUAGACUUGAGGUCGGCACAGAAACCAUCCUCGAUAAAUCCAAGUCCGUCAAAUCGGUAUUGAUGCAGCUGUUCGCGGAAUCGGGAAACACAAACGUCGAGGGCGUGGACACGGUGAACGCGUGCUACGGGGGAACCAAUGCGAUUUUCAACUCGGUAAAUUGGGUGGAAUCAUCCGCGUGGGAUGGCAGAAACGCCAUUGUGGUUACUGGCGAUAUCGCCCUGUAUAAGAAGGGGGCUGCUCGCCCAACUGGUGGCGCUGGCUGCAUUGCCAUGCUUAUCGGGCCCGAUGCGCCUAUCGUCUUCGAGCCCGGUCUCCGCGGUUCCCACAUCACCCACGAAUACGAUUUCUACAAGCCAGACCUCACCAGCGAAUACCCUUACGUCGACGGCCACUACUCAAUCAAAUGCUACACACAGGCCGUUGACGCCUGCUACAAGGCCUACAAUGCCAAGGAGAAAUUCUUGCAAGCCAGGGCACAGCAAAAUGGUAGCGCUAAUACAACCGCCGUAAACGGCAGCACCGCCAGCAACGGCGAAUCCACCUCCAACACCAAGACCCCCCUGGACCGCUUCGACCACGUGGUCUUCCACGCACCGACCUGCAAGCUCGUCGCCAAGUCCUACGCCCGCCUGUUGUACAACGACUACCUCGCUGACCCAGCCCACCCGGCCUUCGCGGAGGUCCCCGCCGAGCUUCGAGAUCUGGACUAUGAAGCCUCCCUCAGCGACCGGGCCAUCGAGAAGGCCUUCAUGGCGUUGGCGAAGAAGCGCUUCAACGAGCGCGUGCAACCCUCCAUCGAGGUGGCGACGAUGUGCGGGAACAUGUACUGCGCAAGCGUCUACGGAGGUUUGGUCAGUUUAUUGACGAACGCGUCGUUCGAGAACGCGGCGCAGCACCAGAAGCGGAUUGGGGUCUUCAGCUAUGGCAGCGGGCUUGCGAGCUCCAUCUUCAGCGUGAAGGUUGUGGGCGAUAUUUCGGGGAUUGUGGAGAAGAUUGAUCUGAAGAAACGCCUUGCGGCGAGGAGGACUGUUGCGCCGGAGGUCUACGACGAGAUGUGUGUCCUACGCGAACAUGCUCAUCUCAAGAAAAACUUCACACCCGCCGGAAACAUCGACACCAUCACACCCGGAACCUACUACCUGGUCAAGGUGGAUGAUAUGUUCCGACGAGAGUACCAGAUCAAGGCAUAGGUAGCAUCACCAUCCCGCAGAUACCCAACAUACCUACAUCCCCUACGGUAUUAUUAUCAUGACAUGUUAAAGGGAGGUGGGGGAGGGGUAGCUCGGUUUCAGAACCCAACAGAGGAUUCUUUAUUAUAUAGCUUCUCUUUCUCUCUUUCUCCUCUAAUAUAUUUUUUCGUUAAUUUAUUAAUUCAUUUUCUUUCUUAAUUC